UUUUUAUUGAUGGAAAAUACACAUACAUUUGAGGCGAUCCAGUUGGAAUUCUCUCAGCCAGAGAUUGCAGUGGUAUCUUUGAAUAGACCAAAGAAGCACAAUGCUAUGAAUUGGGCCAUGUUUGAAGAACUCACCACUGUUUUCGAUCACAUUAACUCUCUUAGAGACGUCAGAGUGGUAAUUCUCAAAGGAAAUGGCAAAUCUUUUACUUCAGGGCUUGACAUUAUGGACGCGAAUGAGAAAAUCUUUGGAAAGGUGGAUGAGCAUAGUGAAGAUGUUGGCAGAAAAGCUAUCCUCUAUCAUAAAAUUCUCAAGAUUUUGCAAGACUCUAUGACCUCACCUGAGAAAUGCAGAAUGCCAGUCAUAGCAGCCAUCCAUGGAUAUUGUGUAGGAGGAGGUCUUGACUUGUCCUCAGCUUGAGAUAUCAGGCUUGCUUCAAAGUGAGCUAAAUUCACAAUCAAAGAAGUUGAUAUUGGACUUGCAGCCGAUAUAGGCUCUCUUCAAAGAUUUCCAAAAGUUGUUGGAAAUGAUGCUUGGUGCAGAGAAUUGGCUUAUACUUCCAGAAUUUUUGGAGCAGAAGAAGCACUAGAAAAUGGCCUAAUUAGUCAUUAUUAUGAAGACAAGGAAAUAUUGUUUGAUGAAGCUCUAAGAUUAGCUAAGUUAAUAGCAUCCAAAAGUCCUGUAGCUUUGGUUGGAUACAAAGAAGGCCUAAAUUUUUCAAGAGAUCACACUAUUGAGGAUGGCUUAAAACAUGUUAGAACUGUAAACACUGCUCUUCUUCAAAGUGAGGACAACAUGAUAGCUGCUAUGGCAUUGUUGAGCAAAGAAGUACCAAAAUUCUCUAAACUUUAAUG
Molecule: messenger RNA, 854 nt
Organism: Moneuplotes crassus
Lineage: Eukaryota; Ciliophora; Spirotrichea; Euplotida; Euplotidae
Source: the annotation of a GenBank genome assembly